CGCGCUAGUUCCCAGCCUCGGCACAUGGCUUACAGCCCGGUGGAUGACGGCGUCUCCCAACCGCCAAACACCAGACGAGGGGUGCUUUUUUUUUCUUUCCAAACUCAAAAUUUCAAUUCUAGAUUUGAAAAAUUUACUUUUGGCAGACGCCGACACAUCGCGAUGUGCGCAUGAGCAGAUGUCGGGAUACCCGCGAGAUCGCUCAGUUCGAUAACCAAUCACUCAAUCACAGACAUCGCCGCUGGUGUACACGACUAAAUUACCCCGGGGAGUUAAGAUUCCUUGGUGAUGACAUAUGGCAUUAAACUCAAGGUCCAUAGACCGUCAUGACCAACAGAAAAUGUGAAGUUCCGUCCAGCCAGCGUUGAGAAAAUAUUUUAUCAGCAGGUCAAAUUGUUUGCAAGAACCUGGGCACAAGUUGCUUGAAAAGAAAAAAACCAAAACAUCGGCACAAGUCGCUUGAAUUACAGCGAAAACAUCGGCACAAGUCGCUUGAAUUAAAGCGAGAACAUCGGCACAAGUCGCUUGAAUUACAGCGAGAACAUCGGCACAAGUCGCUUGAAUUACAGCGAGAACAUCGGCACAAGUCGCUUGAAUUACAGCGAGAACAUCGGCACAAGUCGCUUGAAUUUUUCAUUACGGGUUGUUGUUGCCGGUGCUCAAGUAGUGGCGGGUGAUAAUGGCGUUCAAAUUUAGUAUCGAUAUUGUAUUCUUGCUCUCUGUAUAUAUCUAUCCAAUACUGGCAACAACGGCUGACUCGUAUCGAUACGGCAAGGAUAGUUACAGCUACGAUUAUUUCUACGGCAACAACAACGGCGCCGGAGAAGACGAGUACGCCAGCGACUGGAGCACGAGUGAGUGGGGCAAGCUGAACAGCCGGACACUGCCGUCUAAGUGUGUGGACAUCCCCAGCAACCUGACCCUGUGCCAGGGCAUCGGCUACAAGAAGAUGCUGCUGCCCAACAUACUGGACCACGACUCCCUGUACGAGGUCACCCAGCAGGCCGGCUCCUGGGUGCCGCUCAUCAACAUCAACUGCCACCCCGACACCAAGGUCUUCCUCUGCUCCCUCUUCUCCCCCGUCUGUCUGGAGCGGCUAAUCUACCCGUGCAGGACGCUUUGUGAGAGUGUACAAGCGGCAUGUGCCGGCCGAAUGAAAACGUACGGCUUUGGUUGGCCAGAUAUGCUCAAGUGUGACAGGUUUCCAUUGGAUAACGAUAUGUGCAUCAAAUUGAUUCAUGACGUCAAGCCUGACAACAACUGCUCGGCAUGCAGGCAUCCACUGACUCACGAGGCCAUGAUAGACCAUUUCUGUCGGGCUGACAUUGUGUUGCGAGCUACGAUCAAGGAAUUCAAAGAGAACAACGGACACAUGGAGCUGGUGCUUCACAACAAGAGAAACAUUUACAAGACGGCGCCCGGCAAAAAGGAAUUCAAACAGCAGACGACAGCAAUCAUUGAGGGCGGGGCCGGGUGCACGUGCGAGACGAUCAACUCCACGCAGGAACGUUACCUGCUGAUGGGGACCUGGAAGGACGAGAAACUCGUCAUCAACUUCGGCAUCGUCUGGAACAAAAAGGACAAGGAAUUCAAGAAGGGUCUGCGGCAGAUUCGCAAAGGGAACACAUGCGAGAUCAUCUCCAAGGACCUUCUCAACAAUGGCGUCGAACCCAAGCCAACAGCGGGCGCGGCAAAGGAUGGUCAGAAAAAGAAGAAGGUAAAUAAUGGUAAUGGAAAGAAAGAUAAAGAAAAAGAUAAAAAGGGGAAGAAAGGAACGAAGAAGAAAAACAAUAACAAUGAAAAGAAAGGAAAAGCCAACAAGAAAAAUAAAAACAAAAAGAACAAAGAGAAGGGGUCAUCUAAGUCUGAGCUGGAGGAUCGCGCGCUGAGCACUUUCAUCAAGGCCGCCCGCUGACUACCCGGUCAGUCGAUCGAUGACUUCGUGUUUGAAUUCUUGGAGCCCACAUAACAUUACCUGGACAUUCGUGGCUUGUACAAUCAUGAAAGGGGAGGAGAACUCGUGGCUUUUACAAUCAUGAAAGGGGAGGUAACUUAGGAACUUCCGGUCUACGUGGCAUCUGGUCCGUGUGGAGUGACCUCCCAUGUCAACAGUCAAUGACAAGUUGGCAUUUGACAUUUGUCGUCAAUAGAAGCUAGAUGACUUGUGUAUAGCAAUAGCAUAGAACAAAUAGAAAAAUAUCGUGCAUAUAAUUAGACAAGUAUCAUGUAGAAUUAGUUAUGGUUAUGUCAAGCAAUAUGUGUGCGCGGGGCAGGACGAACUGUAAACAUUGAAAUCUGUAAAUAACUUGGCUGUCCUUGCAUACUUCAUCACUUUAAAACAACAUUAUUCAUUUAUUUAUUCCAUGUAUUUCUCUACAAUUUGACGAUGUACUAAAUAUACACUCAUAGGAGCUUUCAGUCUAGUCUAGAUGGUUUACCCACACCUUUUAGGAACCUGCAACCUAGUCUAGAUGGUUUACCCACACCUUUUAGGAACCUGCAACCUAGUCUAGAUGGUUUACCCACACCUUUUAGGAACCUGCAACCUAGUCUAGAUGGUUUACCCACACCUUUUAGGAACCUGCAACCUAGUCUAGAUGGUUUACCCACACCUUUUAGGAACCUGCAACCUAGUCUAGAUGGUUUACCCACACCUUUUAGGAACCUGCAACCUAGUCUAGAUGGUUUACCCACACCUUUUAGGAACCUGCAACCUAGUCUAGAUGGUUUACCCCACAACCCUCUCUCCUACAAACCCCUUUAAUAACCGAAGACACUUAGUACAACAUUGGAUCCAGUAACUGUACUCAACACAUUUAUUUUCAAACCUAUAUUUGCACCACGAGCUGCCAGUGAAAUUCUCACCAAUGCUACUGAAAGAGUCACAAGCAUUGUUGUAGGAAGCAAAGAACCAAGGCAAGACAAACUAAAUUAUGAGCUCAACACGAGAUGAUAAGAAACAAUCAAUAUUAGUUUACAAAAAUAAUAAGAAAGAAAUAUAUUUGAAAAAAAUAAUUAGAGAGAAAUCUAUUUGAACAAACAACCCAAGAUUGGUGAGUGCCCAAAGGCUGCCAAUCAAGCUGUUACUUAUGAAUGUAUAAUUGACCUCUCCUUAGCCGCCAACUGACCGCACACAGACACCCAGCCCACUGAACCCCCCCCCUCACUCUACUC
Molecule: messenger RNA, 3174 nt
Organism: Physella acuta
Lineage: Eukaryota; Metazoa; Mollusca; Gastropoda; Physidae
Product: secreted frizzled-related protein 1
Biological process (GO): non-canonical Wnt signaling pathway; canonical Wnt signaling pathway
Molecular function (GO): Wnt-protein binding
Source: RefSeq, a predicted model, not a curated record